GCCGCGAUUGGCCGGGCAUGAGAAUCGACGCGCGGCGAUUGGGCAGCCACGGGGAAAGAGGGCGUGGCAGUUAAAGAGCCUCCGGGCUGGCGCUGGCGCGGACGCGUGAGGAAGCAGUAGCCAAGCAAGUGAUGCAGCCGCCGGAGUGAAAGCGGCGCGGGGCCCCCGGUGCUGCGUGCCCCAGCUCAACAACGGUGACUGAACAGAUACCCAGCGGCGGAGGUAGCUACCCUCUCCCGUGAGGCUGUGACAGACCGAAUCCGGCUGAUCGUUAACUUGGGCCCCGAGUCUGCGGGGAGCGCGGUGCCUCUGCUGGCGUUCGCGGCUCGCCGGGCGGGCUCCGCCAGGCGGCUGCUUUCACAGACAACCGGCGACGGAGCUGAGCGGACAAGGCUGUGCAGCUCUGUGCUAUGGGAGAUGCAAAAGAAACUAAAAUGCAAAUAACACCAAAGACUCCAGGACGGGCCACUGUCCUAAACCCCUUUGAAAGUCCAAGUGAUUACUAUAGUCUGCAGGAGCAGAUUGUUUCCAGUCCUUCUGUCUUUAAAUCAACAAAAUCCUUAUCAACUCCAGGAAAAUUUAGGUGGUCUAUUGAUCAACUUGCCCUAAUAAAUCCUGUGGAAAUUGACUCUGAAGAUAUUCGGCGUCAGGCAAUGUAUUUAAGUCAUGCCAGAAUAGAUAAAGAGAUGGAAGACAAAAGACAGAAAGCCAUUGAAGAGUUUUUCACCAAAAGUCUUAUCGUUCCCUCUCCUUGGACAGAUCAUGAAGGGAAGCAAGUUUCCCAGUUUCAUUCCACUAAAUGUAUAGAUUUAAAUAACAUUUCACCGAUUGGAAGACAGCUAACUGUGCAACCUGGAAAAAGCAAUGCUGCUUGUCAGACAGUAUUGUCUUUGCCUGUGGAUUUUAACUUAGAAAAAAUAUUAGGUGAAUAUUUUAGAACAGAAGAAUUUGCAGACCAGUCUCAGGAAAGCCUAAGCUCCUCAUCACUGAGAAGAAAGCUGUUUUUAGAUGAGAAUGGAAGUGUAUCUGAGUGUUUGUCUCUUUCUCCACAAAGCCCUUGUAAUAAUCCACCAGCAUCCCUUGGAGUCCUGUGUUCAAUAGAUAUUUCUCCAGCCCGGUGCAGAAGCCCUGUGGAAACAUCUAGUUCAGGUCAGUUUUCCUCCAGUCCUAUUCAGGGAGGUACAAGGGCAUACAGUCUGGGAAGCAUUACCAGUCCCACGUUUCCAGAGAGGUCCCCUGCAAAUAUCGCUUCCCCUACUUUUUCUCCAAUUGCUUUUCAGAUAAGAAAGACACCAUUGUCAGAACAAAGGAAGUUGACUUUUCGUUCUCCCGAUGUUCCUUCUGCGCCAGUCUCAAACAGAAUGACACCCCCAAGUACUAGAAGUCCUUAUAUAGAUGGCUGUUCUCCAAUUAAAAAUUGCUCUCCUAUGAGACUUGGAGCAUGCAAAGGGACUGCACAGUAUCAAACUUCCCUCAUUAGGAUACCAUUUACCCUUGAAAAUCACAACGAAGAGGCAGAUGACAAAGAGAAUGCCCUACCUGCAGAAGUUCAGUUACCACAGAUGGACACUGGAGUAAAUUUACAGCAGCAGGAUGGUGAUACUUUUGCACAUGGUACACAUUUAGUUGUGGCGACUGUAUCUAUUUCACCAGAUCACUCUGAAGCUUCUGAACAAGGACUGGCAUCGUUGCAGGAUAUAGAAGGUUUAAAAGAAAAUAAUACUGUUGAUAUGGUUGAUUCAGUUGAGGUGUCAGAUGAGAACACUUGGGUUAAGGAAUGUGUUGGUAAUAGCAGUAUGCCAAUGACCAGCUUCAUGACAGGAAUUACUUUCAGUAUUGAAAGCUCUCACAUGUGCAUAUCACCUCUUGCAGAAAGCAGUGUAAUUCCUUGUGACAGCAGUAGUAUUCAGGUGGACAGUGGCUAUAAUACACAGACAUGUGGAAGCAGCAUUAUGGAUACAGUUGGGGCUGAGAACAAUUGCAGAGACAAUAAUGUACAUUCUUAUGAGGCUCAGAACAAAUCUCAGCUUUCCAAAACUAAGGAGUUUCCUGUUUUAAACCGUAAAGACAAUCAGCUGUUGAGAGCAACGUCUCCAGAGAUUCAACCAUGUUUCCAUAAAGUAAAAACAUACAAUACAUUAUUCAGUCAAAAUGCAACUUGCAACUUUUCUACUUGGAAACAUACCAACGAACAUCAGAUUCAGGGAUUUCACAAAAAUGUAAGGACAAACAGUCCCAAGAUCUUGGAUGGAGAGUCUGCCUGUCAUUCUAUGCAAUAACCUGCAGAAAUGCCUCUAUCAAAGUGAUUAGACCAAGGCUGACAAGUAGCCUUUGGCACCUAUGACUUUUGCAAAUGGAAUCAGUUGUGUUAUAGUUUGGAGGGAACUGUCUCAAUUACAUGUUGAACUACAUUUUGAACACUUUUGAAUUUAAAAUGUGAGAAGGAUUUGUAUGGCACUUAAAAAACAAGUCAUCUGAAUUGUUACUUGAAACGGAAAAUAGCUUGUGAAAUUUUGUCAAAUCACAAACCUCUGUAUGUUUAUCGUUACCUCAGCAAUGACCACUCUGGAAAAAAUGUACAUUGAAAUUAACAGGGAGACUUCUAUAUCACUAAUAAAAUAUUAUUAAUUUUAUGUUUCUUCAAACUUAAGUAUUGCAAAAAUAAUCGAAGUUUGAUUCGUUUAAAAUGUGUAAUCAACUAAUUAACAUACUUUUCUGAGGUGCUUUUUUUUUUGUUUUGUUUUUUUUUUUACAUUUUUAAACUUUGUCCUUUUUUACCUGUCAGUUUAAGGUUCUUGGCAUAAAUAAAGGUUGGUCCCUGCCAUAGUCUCUAUGCCAAGGAGGAUAAGUCACACUUCACUAUUUAAUUGUGAUGAUAAACCCAUGAAAUAGGAGAUAUAACUAUCAACUGCAACUAGGUUUGGCACAGUGUUUCUGUAUUAUGUGUUUUAAGUCCACUUGAAUAAUACAGGGAUUAAAAAUUUACAGUGCACGUAUGUCCUGAAUGGUAUACUUAAGUUUGAUCUCACAAACCAUCAGGGCUAUAAAAAUAACUUUAUACCAUUAGAAAUUGAACAUGUUGCUUUUUAAUUCUGUUCUCUGGCAUGUCAUGAGAUCAGAAAUUAAAAAAAAAUUAUUUGUCAUCCUUCUUCCCCUUUUCUGCUUCCUGCUUGUAUUGGCAUGAUUUUAGUAGCCACUAUCUCGGAAAACAGGUAAUAUUCUGCCAAUGUAAGAUGGGGGAAGAAGAGGGAAAGCAAUAUGGUAAUCAGAAUUUCAUGUGAAUGUAAGGUUGGAUCUUGUGACCUGAUUAAGCUAGAAGCACAUUGGUAGACCAAUACAAGUAUUUCUGAGACAAUAUAUUUUUUCAAAGCAUUUGCCCUGUACCAGAAAUGAAAAUGAUCCCUGUAGUAUCAGUGGAACUUAUGGACUCUUAUGGUUGAAAUGUGAGAUUAAAUGUGGUUUAUCAUUUUUAAAAUUAAAUUUAGUUGGAUUCUUCAGAGCUGCAUGUUCGAUGAUCAGAGUUUUCAAAUUAGUCACAAAUAAUAAAGUAAUCACUAAAAUUGUUUAAUUGCUCCCUGUGUAAAAUAAGCUUUUUAAUAGGUAAGGCAAAAAAUGAAUAGCACAACUGGAUGAAUGUGAAAAUAGUGAAUUGUAUAAAAGUUUUUGUAUGUUUUGUCUAUCCUCUUUUCUUUCUUCAAACAGAUUGUGCCAAGAAGCAACCAACUAUUUAUUUUGACUUAAGAAAAACAAAUAUUUUUAAUUAUGUUUAGAAAACCUACUGUACUAAUGAACUACAGUGCCCUUUUGACCAUCACAUUUAUCUAGUUUUACUUAAUUCAUCAGUUGGCACAUAUUGCACAAAAUGGUCACUGUUUACAUUUAAAGAAAACAAUUUAAAUUGUUUUAACAAGGGUUUUUAUAUUGAAAAUUAUUGUAUAAUUUUAAGUGAUUUAAUGUAAUAAAGACUGA
Molecule: messenger RNA, 3969 nt
Organism: Malaclemys terrapin pileata
Lineage: Eukaryota; Metazoa; Chordata; Testudines; Emydidae
Gene: BORA
Product: BORA aurora kinase A activator
Exons: 13
Coding region: 411-2279 (622 amino acids)
Biological process (GO): activation of protein kinase activity; regulation of mitotic nuclear division; regulation of mitotic spindle organization
Cellular component (GO): cytoplasm; nucleus
Molecular function (GO): protein kinase binding
Source: RefSeq, a predicted model, not a curated record